AUGUGUAAGAUAUGUCAAUCUCUUCCCAUGGACACUGUUAGAAACUCUGUGCUGCUGCCCGAUGAGCUCUACAUUGCUUUGAGUCGAUUCCUAAGAUAUCAGCAGGAGCAGAAUAAGGCUGCCUCGUGGCGACAUUGCUCUGAAAGUGACUCCGAUGAGACGCUCGACGCAGCAUACGUAAAACACACCUGUCACAAAAACUAUCAACCUAUAAUGCGUUCGAAUAAACCUAAAGAUGCAACUGAUCCAACGCAACGCAAACCCACGCCGAACAAUCUCCAGGAUGUGCCAGAAACAGCACCGCAAUUGCCCUAUCAGCAGGAAUUUUGGAAUACAGUGCAGCCUCAGACGUCCAGCAUAGUGCGCCAUCCGAUCGAUCGUCGCGCUCGUUCCUUGAGCGCUCCGGCUUCUCGCACGGAAUCUCAGCGCGAUUGCAUUAGAGGCGUUGAUAACUUUUGCCACGUUCAACCAGAAAAGCCAAUUAAUUACCUGGGCUUGCAGCCAACUGGUGCCUACGGACAGCCAGAACAGCCAAAGCCAACAAUACCAGCCAGGGAUUGCUCAGCGUGUCCCAAUAGGUCUGGCAAUGUGAAUACCUACGAUCCGAUGCGGCCACAAUUGACAAAUCAAACGAGUGACACCGGCUUUGACCUGAGCUAUGAAAAAUGGCUGCGACAGCAAAAUCAGAGACAGCAGCAGCAGCAACCGGGCUAUAGUACGUGGCAAAGGAACGAUCAGAGCUUGGAUAAUUUUGAGCCUGCGCUGAAUAGCACCAUGAUUGCCGGCAGGGCGCCUUCUAAGCGUACGUCCUGCGCAAAUGUGCGGCAGCAGCAGCAACAACAACAACAACAACUGCUGCAGCAGCAGCAGCAGCAUCAACAACAACAGCUGCAACAGCAGCAGCGGAUAGCAACAUGUAAGUCUUCCGCAAUAGUCUACGAUCCGAAUCAGGGUCAAUCAUAUCCCGCAUGUUGCAUGAAACAAAGGCAACCGGUUUCAGUUCCCAGUCAGGCGCAAUAUCCCUGCCAGCAAAGGCCAGCAACAGCUAUGGAUAUGCAGCGUCAGCAGGCACAGCAGUGUGAAAUGCUCGAAUCGUACGACACUACGAACUAUAUUCAAAUGCCCCCGGCACAGCCACAGAGGCCGCCCUGCUUGAGGCCCAAUGUUCAGCAGCCAACCAAUGUCACGUUCAGCGAUCAAUAUAUGAUGGCUUCAGCUGCGAGUAGAACUCAACCGAGUGACAAUUUUGCCAGCGAUAGUUGGCCAAGCACGAGCCGUAAUACCUGCUAUCCGUCGAUCGUGGCACCUCCUUGCCGGCCAGCCACGAUUAUGACGAGCCAGGCAACCACAUCUCGAUUAAUGCCGUUUAACGAUAAUUCGACGCCUGAGGAGCGUUAUAUACAGCGCACCAAUACGCUCUUCUUUAACGCAUUGGUCAUGGACCAAGGCUGCCCGGGUAUUAUACAGAGUUCCCUUGAUGGUGUCGAGGACUUCAACGCGUACGCCUUCGACAUUGCAUUUGCCGGUAGCAUACCAGAAAAGCCAUAUCCCAUCGAUCCCAUAACCAUGCUGGAAGCCAUUAAAUUACGCAUCGAUUAUGAGCGAGAGGAGAUUCGGAAAAGGUGUCCACCAAAUGCGAAAAUGAAUGCCAAGGAAAAGUUCAAGCGGGAUGCUGACUCGGAUAGUUUAUCGGAUAGCAGCAAAGAUGGCCUAAGAAAAUCAAAGGGAAAGGACAGAGAAAAGGAAAAGGGACGGUAUUAUUCUGGUUCAACCAUCUGGAAAAAGCAAAAGAAGGCCGGAGACACAAAAUCAUCUAGCGGUAAGACAUCUAUGCCCCGGGAGAUAAGCGACAUCGAUAGACAUUUCGCUUCCAAGAACAAGUCGGAGGUAAACGACGGUGUGCUUGCAUUUCUGAAGGCCGAAAACUCUUAUAAAAAUGGACCCACACCCACGCAGUAUAAUGAUAUUUCAGCCGAUAUCCAUUCACAUGAAUCAAACUUUUUUGGGUUGCCCAUCAAAAUGAAGAUUUACACCGCAACGACAUGGCCCACUGAAUAGCACACCUGAUGAUUCCUAUGGAAAAUAUUAUGGCAUUCUCGUUUUAGGGAAUUGAUAUUUUCGGGAUUUUAAUCAUAAAAAUAAAUGUAGUGUUAUAAUUCUUUAAAGAUAAUUUGGUUCUGAAUCAAAUCGUCUCAGG
Messenger RNA from Drosophila novamexicana, 2197 nucleotides. RefSeq lists its product as uncharacterized. The record is from RefSeq and is a predicted model, not a curated record. Lineage: Eukaryota; Metazoa; Arthropoda; Insecta; Diptera; Drosophilidae. The transcript is spliced from 11 exons. The coding region runs from base 1 to 2058 and encodes 685 amino acids.